This is a messenger RNA of Lotus japonicus, 1123 nucleotides long. RefSeq names its product deSI-like protein At4g17486. The record is from RefSeq and is a predicted model, not a curated record. The coding region runs from base 298 to 951 and encodes 217 amino acids. Gene Ontology annotation, molecular function: deubiquitinase activity. The transcript has 3 exons. Lineage: Eukaryota; Viridiplantae; Streptophyta; Magnoliopsida; Fabales; Fabaceae. Gene Ontology annotation, biological process: protein deubiquitination.
CAAAAGGAAAAGCAAAACAAAGCAACCACACUGCAAAGAUUCUUGUUUCUUCUUCUUUCUCCGAAAGCGAAGGGGAGGGAAAGCGUGCAUUACAUGUUAUAAUGAGAACCAGGAAUCACUUUUAAACAUAGAAUUUCCCAAAGGGUCUUCCUUGGUUCCCAAUAUGCCCUUGGAAUUUCUCUGGAUUUUCCGUUUUGCCCCAUCACAACAACAAGCGCCAUAACCAACCAACCAACCAACCGUGCCAGCUGCGGAAAACAGCCACCACCACCACCACCACCACCGUCGUCAUCACCAAUGCUGUGUAAACUGGUCCCGUUGCCGCGGAAGAAAAAACCCGGUUCGGUCCCGGUUUACCUCAACGUCUAUGAUCUCACCCCGAUUAAUGGGUAUGCGUAUUGGUUAGGCCUCGGAGUUUAUCAUUCUGGUGUUCAAGUUCAUGGGGUUGAGUAUGGAUUUGGAGCGCAUGAACGUAGCACGACUGGGAUUUUUGAAGUGGAACCUGGACACUGUCCUGGAUUCACCUUUAGAAAAUCAGUUUACAUUGGAUCAACUGAUCUCGGUGCGAAGGAUGUCCGGGCACUCAUGGAGAAGCUAGCUGCGGAAUAUCCUGGCAACACCUACCAUCUUAUACAAAAAAAUUGCAACCACUUCUGCAAUGAUGUUUGCAACAAAUUAACUGGAAAGUCAAUCCCUCGAUGGGUUAAUCGACUUGCACGACUUGGUUUUCUCUGCAACUGUGUUCUUCCGCCCAGCCUGAACGAAAAGAAGGUUGGACCAGCGGCAUUGACCAACAGGAUUCCGGAAGAAGGAAAGAAUAAGAUGAGAAGCCAGUCCACAAGGCAUGAGGCUUCCUCCAAUCCUCCAUUGUCAGCUAGCCGAAGACGUUGUCUUUCUCCACCUUCAUCUGUAAUUAAUGGUUCUGCAUCCUCAACCUUAACAGUAAAGUAGAGCAUUUAAAAGAAGCCAGUUUCUGAAAUAUAGGCUGUUAGAAUUAUAUAAUGUAAGAACAUCAGAUGAGAAGGGGAAAAAAAAACUUUCUCAUCUGCUCCAUUUUUCUGUUUAGCUGUAUAUCUUUAAAUAUGUGGCAAUGGCUAAAAUGGAAUGGUUGCUUUAUCUCUUC